Anolis carolinensis (green anole) is the source of this 7175-nucleotide messenger RNA. RefSeq lists its product as uncharacterized. The transcript has 3 exons. The record is from RefSeq and is a predicted model, not a curated record. NCBI's taxonomy places the organism in Eukaryota, Metazoa, Chordata, Lepidosauria, Squamata, Anolidae. The coding region runs from base 213 to 968 and encodes 251 amino acids.
UGGUGACGAAACUGAACACGCGUUCUCCGUCUACACAGCCAUAUAGCCCAGAAUAUCAAGGCAGACAAUCCCACAAUAUCUGCUUUGAACUGGGCUACCUGAGUCAGUCCACAGUGCCAUAUAUUACAGUUCAAAGGAGAUGAUGUGGGGUUUUAUUCAGCGGUGUGGACCCCCGUUUUCGAGAAAGAAAUAUAAAAAGUUUGGGGGGGGGGAUGGCGGGUGGGAAGGAGGCACGGGGAUGGCAACUCCCCGAACAUCAUCACUAUUAUCCAUGGUUACCUGCUGUUGCGGCUGCGGCUCUUCUCCCUUCGGGUCUCACCCAAACCCCACCGGAGGCUCAGGAAGAUGGAGAGCGAAGCGGCCGGAUACCGGCAUUGUCCCGGUUUAAGGCUCGUCGCCCAGGUCCGGCUUGGUUCCAUAGCGGGCAGGAGCCCCCCUCGCCGCCCUCAUCCUCGCCGCAGCAGCAUCCGAACCCGCAGCGCCUUCCCCGAAGAGGCAAACGACGGCUCUCCCAAGGCCCCCGCCCCUCUCCUCUGGGGUGCGCUUCUCCUCCUCCGUCUCCUUUUGCUUCCCGCCAAUGCGAAGGGAUCCUUGGGUGUCUUCAACGCCGCGUGUCUCCCUUUGGCCGUGGUUUCUUUGAGAGCGAGCGAGCGAGCGUGCGUGCGUGCAGCGGCAAGAGCCUCCUCUCCAACAGCGCCUUCCUCGAAAAACUCCGCCGCCGUCUAGUAAAGCGCGGGAGGCAGAGCCCGGCGUUUAACCCUUGCCGGGGCGGGGCGCAGCGAGGGAGCGCGGUGCCGGGGAAGGAAGGAGGAGGAGGAGCAGGCGAGGCAAAUGCUUCUACCACCUCCCCUCCCCAAUUUGGGUACAUUUGGCGAGGUCUCAGGAGAGAGCCUUCCCGGUGGCUGCUCUCAGGCUGUUGGCCCUCUCCCUACUCUAUUCCAUUUGAGAGGAAUUCAUCACCAGAAUGAAUAGAACGGCGCUUGAGACUGUUAAGGAGAGCAUUACAAAUUCCCCAGAUGAUGCAUUAUUCUGUUUGGGGGCAAGUUUGAAUCGCAAACAGAUGUACAAUUUGUUUCAGGUUUGGUUUUCAUUUUUAUUUAAUACCGUUGACGAAGCAUGAAAUAAAAAAUCAGAUUAAACAAGCAAUGAAAAUUUUAAAUAAGAGGGAAUGCUUUUCUGGUCAAUAAUCUUGCCUGUCAUUUCUGUAAAGGAUGAUUUGAAAUGUUCUAACUCACCAGCAACCCAGUAUCAUGUUGUUUUGUUUUGCUCUUACAUGCAAGUUGAAACAGAUCUAUCUUUUCUUUUUAUCUUGUAUUAUUUACUUCAUUCACCAUGAACAAAUAGUCAUGUUUUUGCAAAACCACCAGAGUUGUUAAGACUUAACUUGAAAUGUUUAAUGAAUAAGUGAAUGAGUUCUAUUUCUCUCUUUCAUCUCAUGUGUUCUAUUUUAAUUGUUCUGACAAAAACAACUAUUCAGAUCUAAAUUCAAUCUGAAUGUCCCAUGGAAAGAUUAUUAACCCCAUUCUGGUAAGCAGAUCAGCAUUAUAGGUGGGGGGAGAUUAAUUAAUACCUAGAAAUCCAUUGCUAACUAUCAAAUACCAGAAUCUAUUGGAGAAUAUUCUACACCAUGCCAAUAACAUACUUCCUUAGCACAAGGAUCAAGGUGAUAGAAAGACAAAACAGUCGUAGAGAUGAAAGAGUAUAUGGAAAAGCCCCUUCAUUAUGUUCAGUGCAUCAUGGGUUUUAGUGAGGGGCAAAAAAUCCCGGAACUUCAGAAGAAGUCCACAUACAGACCUGCUGGUCCCAGGAUUUCUGCCUCCAUUGUCCAUCUUGCAGAGAGGUUAAAACCAUAAAAAAUGAUAAUGGAGGAGAAAUACAAGAAGGAGGCUCUGAAUGCCAGUAAGAUAAACAGGAAACAUAAUGGAAACAUGGUGAGGGGAUUAAAUUUACUCAUAUCUAAUAUCACAGCCCAUGUCACAAGCAAAGGUACCCACAAAUUAAGUGCAAUUUUAUGAAUAGCACUAGAGUAUUGGCAUCUAGAAAAAAUAGUUUCUCUAAAAGGUGAGCUUCCAAAGGGGACAACAGAGUCAAAAGAAGGAAAUGAAGUAGGAAAGCCUGCAAUAAGUGAGAAGAACCUGGAAUACUAUUGUGCAUGUGAUAAUGUCAGUAUCCUAUUUGAUUAUAUUUGGCUACAUGACAGUGGCAUUUAAUGGCAAAAGAAAAUAACACACUAGGACAAUGCUUCUUGAUAUGAUCAUAUGAAUAAUUUCAAUCACUGAUUGUACCCUUUUGCGGAUGUGUUUGCCUUCAUUUUGAUACCAAUCACAAACAAGUUAUGGAUGCAAACGAGUGACCCUUAUUAGCUCAGUUGACUAUUGGUCCAGGAAGACCUGAGGUCAAGUUUCUGCCCCCUUGAGCCAUGAAAGUGAUUCUUUCUUGGCCUUCUCUCUUGGGGUUGGUGUAAAGAUACAACAGGAAAAUUAGUUUUAUGCUACCAAUAACACUUUGGAGGAAGAGCUGGGGUUAGACUGGAUGGCCCUUGUGGUCUCUUCCAAUUCUAUGAUUUUAUGAAGAAUUGUAUGAAAAGAUGUGACAUGGGCAGACAGACUGCAUAGACACCGUGCCCUGGGGUUAUGAAUCAAUGGGAUACACCAGACACUGAUUCAUCUGCUGCCAGUUCCUGCCCAGUCAAGCUUUCAUAAGUAGCACUGUAUCUCCCAUAUGCACCACUGUGCAUAAAUGUAGCUUCUGCCACCAGUUUGGCUCUCGCUUUUCACCCUCCCAAAGACAUCCCACCCAACCCCCAAUUCUGGUAGCAUUAGGAGCACCUGAGGAGUUUCCCCAAUCCCUUGGGGGAUAAUGAUGCAUAGAGAAGAGUAAAUCUUAGUUUGUGUGAUUACUACUAUUCAUAUUGUUCUUCCUUGUUGUAAGCCGCCCCAAAUCUCCUCGAGGAGAGGGGAUAGGAUAUUUAAAAAGCCUUAUUAUUAUUAUUAUUAUUAUUAUUAUUAUUAUUAUUAUUAUUAUUAUUAUUAUUCUGACACAAAAACACAUUAUAACAUGGCAAAUGAGAUGUAUAUGCUGGAUUUCAUAUCACAAAAUCACAAGUCAAACACUUCCCAAGCGUUUAGGACUGUGUGAUGUAUUUUCAAAUGAUGUGCGCAGAUCCAAGUAAGGUGGCCUUCUGCAGUUGACAGAUCGUGAUUUUGUCAAUGUUUAUUGUUUUCAAAUGCCAGCUAAGAUCUUUUGGCAUGGCACCCAGUGUGCCGAUUACCACCGGGACCACCAGUACUGGUUUAUGCCAGAACCUUUGCAGUUUGAUUUUGACGUCCUGAUAAUGGCUGAGUUUUUCCUGUUGUUUUUUUGUCAACUCGACUGUCACCUGGUAUGGUGACAUCAAUCUUUUUUUUUUCUUUUCUACAACCCUGCGGUCCGGUGUAUUGUGUUCCAAAAAUUUGUCAGUCUGGAUUCAAAAGCCCCACAAUAUUUUUGCAUGUUUAUUUCCCACUACCUUUGCAGGUUUUUGAUCCUAUCAGUUCUUUACUGCUGGCAGGUGAUACUUGUGACAUAAGUUCCAAUGAAUCAUUUGGGCUACAUCAUUGUGCCUCUGUUUGUAGUCAGUCUGUGUGAUUUGCUUGCAGCAGCUGAGGAUAUGAUCAGCUUCCUUGCACAGUCUACAUUUUGGGUCAUCAGCUGAUUUUUCAAUCCUGGCCUUAAUUGCAUUUGUUCUGAUUACUUGUUCCUGGGCUGCAAGAUUCAGGCCUUCUGUCUCUUUCUUCAGUGUUCCAUUAUUGAGCCUUAUCAUCAUCAUCAUCAUCAUCAUCAUCUCUUGGGGGAACCCCAGAAAGUCUGUUUCUGAUAGUCCUAAGGACCAAAGAAGGAUUUCUGCUAUUGCUUGCCCCUGAGCCCUCAUGUACUAAGUUAUGCUCCGGGAUGGGUAGAUAAUCUGUAAAGUAUGCAUAAAUCCAAAAGCCAAACAUGAUUCAUGUUAGUGUAGAUAAUGCACACCACACUGAGUCUUGGAAUUUCAGAGCUCUGGGAUUUCAGAACAGUUCAUAAGCAUCUGAUCUGUGGUCUAUAAAACUCUUUGGAAGACUGAAAAAGAAAUGUAUGUUCUUUUCUAAACUAGCAGAAUAAAAGGAAACACUCUUAAUUAUUUCCAGUCUUUUCCAAAGUGUACAAUGUAAUUAACUAUGAUGUGUUUUUCACAGCUAAUUAGAGAAUAGUGUAACACCAAACUAAUUGGACACAGUAGCACCUCAGAAGGGCAAUAAAACAAGUUUACUGCCUCUUGAGACUGGCAUGUGGGUUAUGCUGCACAUACAACAAGAUUGGAAAAGUUGUGAAGAUCUUUGUUCAUUAAUUUCUUUCACUUUGAGAUCAAGGUUGUUCAUUUUGUGCUAUUCACUUUAUAAACUGGUCUCCCUCCUCACACAUUAUAUUUUUGCUUCUGUACUUUGACCUACUGUAAUACUCAUCAAUUCUAUGUGUUUUAUCAUAUUUCCAUGACUAUAGUAAUUUUCCCUCCUCUACAUAGUUUUUAUCCUAAAGGGAAAAUGAAGUCAUAUAUGAAGACUAAAUUGUAAUCUCUUUGCAGAAUCAUAGAGUUGGAAGAGACCAUCCAGUUCAACCCCCUGCCAAGAAGCAGAAAAAUCGCAUUCAAAGCACCCCUGACAGAUGGCCAUCCAGCCUCUGUUUAAAAUCCUCCAACGAAGGAGCCUCCACCAUAGUCCGGGGCAGAGUGUUCCACUGCUUAAUAGCUCUCACAGUGAAGAAUUUCUUUCUAGUGUUCAGGUGGAAUCUCCUUUCCUGUAGUUGGAAGCCAUUGUUCCAUGUCCUAGCCUCCAGGGCAGCAGAAAACAAGCUUUCUCCCUCCUCCCUACGACUUCCCCUCACAUAUUUAUACAUGGCCAUCAUGUCUCCUCUAAGCCUUCUCUUCUGCAGGCUAAACAUACCCAGUUCUUUAAGCUGCUCCUCAUAGGGCUUGUUCUCCAGACCCUUGAUCAUUUUCGUCACCGUUCUCUGAACACAUUUCAGCUUGUCAACAUCUUCCUUCAAUUGUGGUGCCCAGAAUUGGACACAAUAUUCUAGGAGUGGUCUGACCAAGUUUCUAUUUGUUAGAUAUAAGAUGCUAUUUAUUAGAGCCUGGAAAAGUUAUUUUUUUGGAUAAUGACUCUCAAAAUCCUCCAACGAGCACUGCAACUGGCUCAGCUGUCUGGGAUUCUGGCAACAUUUAAUCAAAACAUUUCUAUACUGCUUUACAUAAUAUUCUAUUUCAGGAUAGCCUGUAAUAUAAAUAAUUAUUUUAAUACUUAAUAAAAUACAAUAAAACUAACAUUCAACUGUCAUGAUAGGGGAACAAAAAUAAAAUUAUCAAUAACAGUUUUAAUUAUAAAAGCCAGACCGUAAUGUUCUACAAACUAAAAUGACGUCAUUAAAAAGUACAGCCUAGCACAAAAAGAGUACAAAUAAGAUACCAGGCAUACCUUUCCAAGCCACUGUUAUUUCUGAAAAUUUUCUGAAAUGAAAACAUAAAGAGUUUUGAAAUUAUGUUUUGAGACUGCAUUUAAAUACCACAAAUCUUGACUUAGAAUGAAAAACUCUGUAUAAUAUUUUCAGUAAACAUAUAAAGAGGAGGAGGUGCCUGGGUUGAUCUCCAUGCCCCAAUUUCCAUUGCCUUGCAUGCAAAGAGGAUAACUUUGAGGUCCGUUUCUGUCCAUGCUAUCUAUGCAUGUCAUAAGGAGGCAUAUAUUUACUUGGAUGUUCUGAAUGCCUGUAAUGAAGAACAGACAGAGGAAAGAGACUUCACUAAUCCUACACUAUUUCUUGUAUGUUUCCUUUUCUGCCCCCACAUGGAAAUUGAUCUUUUAGAAUUGAGAGCUUCCUCUACACAUUUAGGUUCUUCAUAUGAUUCAGAUUGCUUUUAAUAUAUUCUGAAAAAUAUGGAGUGUCAGCACACACAAAAUUCAGAAAAUAACUUUCCACACAAUGCAGACACAGUGACAGAGGAAAUUGUGCUAGUAUGAUGCUUCCCUACUUGUGUGUUUCUUUAACUUACAUUCAGGAUCCUGAAGAGGAAUGCUGAUGUUCUACUAUAUCCAGAUGGUUGCAUAACUCCAUUGAUAAAGGAGCAUCUCUCUUUCAGAAAGUCAUCUUUCAUAUUUGGAGAAUGAAGGAAACCAGGACAGAAAGUCAGCAUUACCCCACUUCCUUACAUAUUUAUUCCCUAUACAAUGAGAACAUAUAAAUAAGGAUAGGCUCUUCCCCCUUUGCGAUUUUUGUUCGAGUGUUUUGUCCUUGCUGUUACACAUCUAAACAAGACAGAAUCUCCCUGCCCACAUACAAGAAACACUUUCCAUAUCAGCUUGAUGAUUUCCUUAGUAAGGAUUGUUAGUAAGGACUUUCAAUAAGGAUUGAGAAGAUAAUUUGGACAGAUAUCUAUGGAGUUUCUCUCAUAAUACAAGAGUCUGAAUCUGUCCAAAGAGGGUGAAAGAAAGGAGUUUCAGUACAAAUAAAAGAAAACUAUUAGUUCUUCACAAAGGACAUGGCUAAAUGAUUAACUUUUCUACUACAAGAUGACACAAUGACCACCGAAAAUAUCUUUUCAUGUAGAAAACACCUUUCCCCCAUGUAUCCUGUUUUCCACAGAAUAUACCAUUUAUUUCUAUUUUCUGCAAAAAAAAAAAAAAACCCUCGUGUGCUACUCCUUUGUACAGAAUUAGUCUACAGAAACUGCACAAUUUUAAUGACCUUCUCAGUGCAAAGAAGACUGCUUAAAUUACAUGUUGCUUCCUUUGAGAGGAAAGCUAGUGAAAUACCGUAUUUUUUGCUUUAUAAGACGCACUUUUUUCCCCCCAAAAUAGAGGGAAAAAGUCAGUGUGUCUUAUAAACGCAAUAUGACCUCACGUGGGCGGAGCUAGAGCGCGAUCUCGCUGCUGCCGAUGACUUUUCCCUUGGAAGGGUGGGGCGGGGAGGGGAUGCAACCAGUACUGUUUCUCAAUAUGGAUGAGUAUUUACACUGUUGUAAGCUGCUCCAAAUCCCCUCAGGGAUUUGAGGGGAAGGGACGCGACUUGUUUCCCCGCCUAAGAAGAAGAGGAGAGUUUGGGAGGCGCCAUUGAGCCCGUUUCCUUGGCUCUGGGAACUGAGAGCGAGCAGGGGGAAGGGGCCGUCCUCCUCC